AUGCACGAGAUUGGCGACGAAGAGAGGUUCUGGGUCAACCAUUACGAGUGGCUCAAGACGUCUGGCUAUGAACUGCGAUCUCGCUGGGCUCCUGGAUGGACGGCGUCAUGGCUAGCAGAUCCGAAGAAGGACUUGAUGUUAUGCGAUGAUUUUCUGUCUAUGCCUCGUGCUCGACUCAUGGAUGCUACUCGUAUCUGUGAUCAGACGAGGGUCCUGUUGAAACUCCUCAGGCCAUCAUACAGUCGCUAUGAGCAAAAAGUCCAGGCGUUCUUCAGCCAGGAGCCCCAGGCGUCGGAUCCGCGAAAUCACUGUGUUCCUCUCUUGGAGACUCUUGAGGUGCCUGACGAGGAUCGUGCCCAAAUCCUAGUUAUGCCCAUACUUCGCAAGUACGACAGUCCUGCAUUCGAUACCAUUGGAGAGGCGUUGGGAUGUAUUCAGCAAAUAUUUGAGGGUCUCCAGUUUAUGCAUCAUAAUAACGUUGCCCAUAGGGACAUAUCUACGUUCAACCUUAUGAUGGAUGGCUCCAUGUUCACGGAGGAGUUUCAUCCAGCGCAGGUGGAAUACACACGCGAUCUCACCAGGAAGGCCCGCUACAUAAGUCGUACAUGGAAGUCCCCUAAGUAUUACCUUAUUGACUUUGGUUUGUCCCGACGUUUCGAAGAAGGGGAACCACACAUCGAUAUCCGGAUUCUCGGUGGAGUGAAGACUGUCCCAGAAGCUCGCUCUAAGGAACCUUAUGAUCCAUUCCUUGCAGACAUCUACUGUCUUGGGCAUUGGGUAGAUAAGGAGUUUGUCAAGGGAAGAAACGGUUUCGACUUCCUGCGGAAUCUUUCAAAGGAUAUGAUGCAAGAGGACGCGAGCAAGCGACCGACCAUCGACGAAGCCGUGAGGCGGCUGCAAGACCUCAUUCAGGGACUCUCUGCUUGGAAGGUACGAUCUCGCGCAUCAAAGCGCCAUGGGAAUCUUUUUAUAGGGCUUGGCCGUGUGGUAAAGCACUGGCCUGAUAGGAUUGUUUAUAUUUACUCGCACAAACCUGCCGUUCCAGUUCUACAGUAG
This is a messenger RNA of Coniophora puteana RWD-64-598 SS2, 1056 nucleotides long. RefSeq lists its product as uncharacterized. Gene Ontology annotation, cellular component: cytoplasm. Gene Ontology annotation, molecular function: protein serine/threonine kinase activity; tau-protein kinase activity; ATP binding. Gene Ontology annotation, biological process: protein phosphorylation; intracellular signal transduction; microtubule cytoskeleton organization. The coding region runs from base 1 to 1056 and encodes 351 amino acids. Lineage: Eukaryota; Fungi; Basidiomycota; Agaricomycetes; Boletales; Coniophoraceae. The transcript has 5 exons. The record is from RefSeq and is a predicted model, not a curated record.